Microdochium trichocladiopsis is the source of this 848-nucleotide messenger RNA. RefSeq lists its product as uncharacterized. The coding region runs from base 170 to 541 and encodes 123 amino acids. The record is from RefSeq and is a predicted model, not a curated record. The transcript has a single exon. Lineage: Eukaryota; Fungi; Ascomycota; Sordariomycetes; Xylariales; Microdochiaceae.
UGCAAGGCUCCAAAAUGGUGUUUCAGGGCCGGCCAGAAUUGUCGGGGCUAUUUUUACAGCUGACCGAAUCUGCCAGGGCCCAGUUUCGGGCCCUCAGACCGCCCUUAAAUCCGUGGCAUCUGCUGUCGUAUCCUUGAGCAGCUAUUUCCCCCAACCACUGCUCAUCACCAUGGCUAAUCUAUCCCCCAAGAAACGUGACCGAACCAAGGAGAACCUCGACAGAUCAUGCAAGGGAGCCGCGGAGCGAUUUAACAAGAUAAGCAAGAAGUAUGGCGCUCGCGCCUACGUACAGGUGUGCUGGAAGGGGCGGCACUACGAGUACACAUCCCACGACGAGACUCGCUGGCCGAGAACAAGGGAUGACCUAGAAAUCAUCUACCCCUUGAUCACUCAAUGGACUCCAGCAACAUUCGUGAAACGACCGCCAUCAAGCUCUAACUUGGAAGCCACGCCGGCGUCGCCAGGGAAGCCGCUCGAAUCAGCGGGAGAGCAGCCAAUGGAGCCAAAACUAGCCAAGGAUGGAUGGACUGCGAGGGAUUGAUAGCAUGAGAGGGGGACUUGGAGACGGCGUUUGGAUGGGCGAAGGAAGUGGCAGGGCCGCGGGGCAUGUACUACGAAUAUUCCUGCUGUGCUCCUUGCAGUCCCGGUUCAACAUCGCUCGGGCUGGCCGGCUUUGAACCACUGCUCCACAGUUGUCCGUGGCUACUGGUUCGCACGACAACUGGUUUGUUGGUUUGUUUACAUACAACCGUAUGGAGAUUAGCGUGAGCCAAUCCACAGCACCAUCGAGCCGCCUCGUCAAGUACUACCAAGCUGUGGUACUUCUCUGUGUUCCGCCUCCAGCGAUC